Sphaeramia orbicularis (orbiculate cardinalfish) is the source of this 5466-nucleotide messenger RNA. It is a transcript of the gene col28a1a, whose product is annotated as collagen, type XXVIII, alpha 1a. The transcript has 35 exons. The record is from RefSeq and is a predicted model, not a curated record. Lineage: Eukaryota; Metazoa; Chordata; Actinopteri; Kurtiformes; Apogonidae. Gene Ontology annotation, molecular function: extracellular matrix structural constituent conferring tensile strength. Bases 131 to 3259 code for a protein of 1042 amino acids. Gene Ontology annotation, biological process: extracellular matrix organization.
CCUCCUUUCAGUCAAAGCAGCCCGGGAACACGGCAAAACAGCAUCUACCCCACUCAUUGAUGGAUUAAAGACAAAGUUUUAUUCUAAAAACUCACAGAAAUUCCUCCAGGCUGAGACGUUGGACUGAACAAUGACCAUGCGGUGGCUCCUGAAAGUCUCCAUUGUUAUUUUGGCCAUGAUGGAUCUAAUGAGAUGUCAACAAAAAAGGAGGAAAGGACAAAGAGAUGAUAACCGAGUCCUCAUCAAUGAUGCAAAAAUUCUGGUCUGCCCAGUGGAGAUCAUGUUCAUCGUGGACAGUUCAGAGAAAGCUAAAGCUCUGCUGUUUGAACGACAGAAGGACUUCAUCCUGCGCUUUGGUGCCAAGCUCUUGCAGGUGCAUUCGCCCGGCUGGCGAAUGCGGGUUCGCCUGGCGGCCAUACAGUACAGCAGCACCGUAUCAGUGGAGCACAACUUCAGAGACUGGCAGGACCUGGAUGUGUUUCAGAGCCGCGUGUCCGCCAUGAAAUUCAUCGGCCAUGGCAGCUAUUCCGCCUAUGCAAUCACCAACGCCACCAAGAUGUUUGUUCGUGAGACGUCCUCCAGCAGCCUGAGGGUGGUGCUGCUGAUGACUGACGGAAUGGAUCACCCACGCAGCCCCAGCGCUGUGACAGCUGCCGCCGAGGCCAAACAGCACAACAUCAGAGUGUUCAUGAUCAGGCUGUCAGGCCUUCCCAGGGAUGGUCCCAUGGGCACAAAGCUACGAUCUAUUGCCAGUGCCCCCCCACAGCAGCAUGUCCUCAGCCUCACUGACAGCCAACUGGACGACAGACUCCUCAAUGAAAUGAAUUCAAUUGUCAAAACUGGGUGCCCUCAGCCGAAGACGUGUCUAUGUGAGAGGGGCGAGAGGGGUCAUCCUGGAAGCCCAGGAAAACCAGGCGAGCCCGGAUCCGAUGGAGCUCCAGGUCCAAAGGGUUCUCGUGGGGAACCUGGUAUUAAUGGACGUCCAGGAAUGGAGGGCCUUGAGGGUCGACCUGGCAGUAAAGGAGAAAAGGGAGAGCAUGGUGAAUGUGGUGCCCCUGGUAAAAAAGGAGAACAGGGGGAAGGUGGACCUUCUGGCCCCAGAGGCCCCAGAGGAGAGCAGGGGCCAAACGGAGAACCAGGAGACCAAGGUCCAGAGGGAUCAUCAGGAUCUAAAGGUGAGCGUGGACCAAGGGGUGCACCCGGACCACCAGGAGAUAACGGUGUUGGAUUCCCUGGACCUAAGGGUGAUAAGGGAAACCAAGGAAGACCAGGCCCACCAGGACCGAUGGGUAUCGGAGAACCAGGCAUGACUGGUCCAGCAGGGCCACCAGGGAUGCAAGGUUCCCCAGGUUUUCCAGGUGAAGGUCUCCCAGGAUCAAAGGGUGAUAGAGGAUACGAGGGCCCCAAGGGCAGCCGUGGGCUUCCAGGAAUAGGGUACAAAGGUGACAAGGGAAGCACAGGAGCUACUGGGUUGCCAGGUAUGGUGGGGUUUCCUGGGGCCGGGAUCCAAGGAGAAAAGGGGGAACAAGGGCCAAUUGGACCUUCUGGUCCCAGAGGACCUGCUGGACUGGGUAUAGUUGGACCAAAAGGUGACCAGGGUUUUCCUGGAGAGCCUGGACCGCAGGGGGAGAGGGGUUUAGGUGAACCUGGAGCAAAGGGAGAACCAGGACCUGAAGGGGCUUCUGGGAUACCUGGCAUUCCUGGUGAGGAUGGAGCUGUUGGUGCUAAGGGUGAGAUGGGGUUACCAGGUCUGCGAGGGCUAGAGGGAGCAGCGGGAAAAGGAAUCCCUGGAGAAAAGGGAGACAGAGGGGACCGUGGUCCAAGGGGACUUUCAGGAGCCCCAGGCCCAGUUGGACCAGCAGGAGCUAAGGGAGAGCCUGGCAGUCCAGGAAUGGGGGGCCUACCCGGACCUGCUGGGCGUGGUGUACCAGGACCAAAGGGAGAUCCUGGACCUGUGGGACCAGUUGGACCUGUUGGAGAACCUGGAUUGGGAAUCAUGGGGCCAAAGGGAAACAAAGGGAACCCUGGACCAAUGGGCCUACCGGGAAUAAAGGGGGAAGGGGUCCCUGGACCACAGGGUCUUCCUGGCUUACCUGGAUUACAAGGAGAUAUGGGACCAGAGGGAAAAGGACUACCAGGACCAAAGGGUGACCGAGGUUUACCGGGAGUUCCAGGGUCAACAGGACCUCCUGGAAUUGGCCUGUUUGGACCUAAGGGUUCUCCAGGGCAGUCUGGUCCACCUGGGAUUGCAGGGCCUCCAGGAGAGGGUAUCCAGGGGCCAAAGGGGGAGCCUGGGUUUCAGGGGCCCAUGGGUCCUCGGGGGGCACCAGGUGAUGGCCUUCCAGGAGAAAAGGGUGAUAGAGGCAUUCCUGGAGACAAAGGAAAAAAAGGAGACAAGGGAGACUAUGGAGAACCAGGAUCUACCGGCCCAAUGGGUAGACCAGGUGAAAAGGGAGAACCAGGACUGUCAAGAGAAGAAGUCAUUCGAAUAAUCCGGGAAAUCUGUGGUUGCGGUCUGAAGUGCAAAGAGAGUCCUCUGGAGCUUGUGUUUGUGAUUGACAGCUCUGAGAGUGUGGGCCCUGAAAACUUUGAGUUGGUCAAAGACUUUGUGAACACACUCAUAGACCGAGUGUCUGUGAGCCAAGCGGCCACUCGGGUGGGCGUGGUGCUCUACAGCCACGUGGACAUGGUGGUGGUCAGUCUGAAACAGCAGCCCAGCCAGGACUACAUCAAGGCGGCCGUCAGGAGGAUGCCCUACUUGGGCGAGGGCACCUUCACGGGCAGCGCCAUCCAUCGAGCCAACCAGCUGUUUGAGUUCUCACGACCUGGCGUCCGGAAGGUGGCUGUGGUUUUAACAGACGGGCAGGCUGACCCUCGCGAUGUCAUGCAGUUUGAAGAAACAGCCACACAAGCUCACACAGCAGGGAUUGAGAUGUUUGUCAUAGGCGUCAUAAACAGCACUGACCCUCUGUAUGAAGAGUUCCAGGCUGAGAUGAGCGUUAUCGCCUCUGAUCCCGAUGAACAACACAUCUAUCUCAUCGACGACUUCAGGAGUCUCCUCACUCUGGAAACCACAAUACUGAGUCAGAUUUGUGAACCAGAUGACAGAAUGGCUCUUUUUCCAAACUCUAUCUCUCCAUUUGAGGAAUUCCACCCAGAGGUUCCAGAUAUCAGACGUUCCACCGAGUCCCCAGAGGAGGAAAACACAGGAUUUGAACUCCCAGUGGAGGCUGUAACCUUGACCCCACAACCUGCUUGAGGAAGACGAGAACCUGAGUGAAAUCAAACGCACCACUUCCAUCAGAGUGGAGCCCUGGUUAGAGCUCCCCGACCUGACGCUCACAUCUCCUGACAGGAAGGGGAAGCCGGAUCCUGCAGUGACGUCUGCCGUGGGCCCUCACACACCCACUGAGUGGCUGUACGAAGCAGAGAGCACCCAGCCUCCAGUCAGUCCACCAGCGCCUCCCCUGUCUGUCGCAUCAUUCCCAGAUGAGGGCUGUGGCGAGACUCUGGACCCGGGUCCAUGUAGACAGUAUGUUGUCAAGUGGUACUACGACCCCGAGGCUAACGCUUGUGCUCAGUUCUGGUACGGAGGCUGUCAGGGCAACGCAAACAAGUACGAGACUGAAGCAGAAUGCAGGAAGUCCUGUGUCUACACGUAACAGAAUGUAUCUGGAGAAAGGGCGUGUGUAGAGCUUACAUGUCCUACCAGCGUCACCAUGGAACUGAAUGAUGCAGACGCUCUGCUUUACUGUGUGAGCAGAGCUCUGACGCAGGUGAAGGAGAUGUUAAAGAGCAGACUCGAACCUGCACACUGUCACUAAGACCACAUUCACACUGCAGGUGAUCCUGCUCAGUCCUGUUCUGCAGCACAUGAACAAUGGUGUCCAAUUAUCUCGGAUUAUCUCUUCUCACCAUGUUCACCUUUCCUGACGACCUGUAAUACCAACAGGAGCUUCAAAAAGACUGAUUCAACAUGUUGCCACAAAUACAAGGAGGACGAUACACAGAGAAAAAGCAUCAAGUAAACACAUAAAACCUGCUGUUAUGUGCAACACAGCAGUAAUCCAGGCUAUACAUAACCCUUCACAGAUAAAGCCAUGAAUGAGAGAAUGACCAGAUCAUAUUUGGUAUGUUUUCAUAGACAAGACAAGUUAGACUUUAUUUUGGCUCAUGCUACGUAUGAAAACAAUGGAAAAAAAUACAACAUGAUACAGCACUAUAUGACAGAUAUGAUAGUAAAAAUAUAAAACAAUAAAAUGAAAGCUCACAAAACAUUCCCCAUACAACACCGAUCAUACACUGUUGUCCAUACAGUUGGAAUUAUGUUGUUUUCAGACACAUUCCUCUUUUGAUUCUUAUUUGAACACAUCAGUAAUCACCUUUGACCAGAUGUUAUGAUUACAUACGGAGUCCCACUUAAAUCACAUUGUCACAAUCAUUUAAUGAAAAGAGGUAAACAUAUUUCAUUCCAACUCUAUGUGCAACAGUGUAUUUACCUAAACAUAGAAAUGCAAAACAAUCUUAAACAUUCAUAAAUGCUUUGGUACUUAAUUAAGUUUGUAUUGGAAUCUAUUUUUUGUUACGUUUGUUCCACUUUCAUUUCUGAGCAAAUUGUUUUUUGCUUUGUGAGUCUCCAGGUUCUAAUCAUGGAUGUCAGCAUCUAAGGCGAUCACUAGCUUAUGAACAGAGUGGACAAAUAACUGACCUCCACUAAAAAAACAAACCUGAACACAAACGCUACAUAAACAUGUGCAAAUUUUAAUCCUAGAAACUUUAAAAUUCCUUGACUGAACACAUUCUGGUUAAGGCUUGAGCUGGUUUUUCUGAUUUGUAACUGUAACAUCCUGAAUGUAUUUACUAGACAUUCACUUCCUGAUUUUAACUGAUCUGUAGACGUCAUACCACAGUUUUCAGCCAGGGCAUUAAAGCUGAACACCUCUGCACAUGAAGGAUCAUAGAAUCAUACAGAGAGUACAGAAACAUAGAUAAACCCUUAUUCUAGUUUUGACAAACAUGAUUACAUUAGAUGGAGUAAAAGCCAUAUUUGGAAUGUGGUCCUUUGUAAACAUGUGAACUCUGAUAUGUAGCAUUAGUUUGGUUUCCCUUUGUUUGACAUUUUGGCCGUUGCUGUAUUUCACAAUUGAAAGUGGAGACAGACAGGAAAUGUGGAAAAGAGAAUAGUAGAAUCAAUCCACAGACUCGUACCACUCGGUCACUCAUUAAUGAAUUGCACAUUUUGUUUCACAUUUGCUUACAUUUGAUACUCGACUCUUACACAUACAGUAUGGCUGUAAUUUACCCUCAGUGGUAUGCAGUCAUGUUUGUAGUGAUGCACCAAUGUGUAAAAUGAUAUCUUGGCUGACAAUUUUAUUUUGUUUUUUUGUUUGUUUUUUUCAAUCAAUCAAUCAAUCAGUCAGGCAAAUUUUAUUUAUAUAUAGCCAUAUCAUGCAAAAAAGUUAUCUC